This is a messenger RNA of Rhinichthys klamathensis goyatoka, 4106 nucleotides long. It is a transcript of the gene atp10b, whose product is annotated as ATPase phospholipid transporting 10B. Gene Ontology annotation, molecular function: magnesium ion binding; ATP binding; ATPase-coupled intramembrane lipid carrier activity. Gene Ontology annotation, cellular component: plasma membrane. Lineage: Eukaryota; Metazoa; Chordata; Actinopteri; Cypriniformes; Leuciscidae. Gene Ontology annotation, biological process: phospholipid translocation. The record is from RefSeq and is a predicted model, not a curated record. The transcript has 21 exons. Bases 172 to 4077 code for a protein of 1301 amino acids.
UCUUUCUUUUUCUCCGCAUUUCUCACUCGUACAGGUGAUGUGAGAGGCAUACAGGGGCAGCUUCUUAUAAAUUUUGGUAGCUGUGCAGGAGGACCCCCAAAACUGCAGGAUUCAUAUUAAAGCUCCAGAUCUAAGUGUCAUGCAGUGCAGGUUUAUUCUGCCUGAGACAUCAUGACCUGGACAAACCCUCUGACCCUUCUUUGGCAGGGCUGGGCGAGGCACAGGGACCGGGACAGACCCAUCAGGAUGGUGGUCUCCAACCUGCCCUUUGAAGAUCUGAAGAAACGUGACCAGCCGAACCGCCAGUAUGAGGGCAACGCGAUCAAAACCAACAAAUACAGACUUUGGUCCUUCAUCCCUAUGAACUUAUUCGAGCAGUUCCACCGCAUGGCCAACGUUUAUUUUGUGGGCCUGGCCAUCUUGAAUUUCAUCCCGGUGGUGAACGCGUUCCAGCCAGAGGUGGCUCUCAUUCCCAUUUGUGUCAUCCUGGCACUGACCGCUGUCAAGGAUGGUUGGGAGGAUUUCCGGAGGUACCAGAGUGACCAGCAGCUCAACAAUAUGCCUUGCUUCAUAUUCAGCAGGAAACAGAUGCGUUUGGUGAAGAGGAGAUGGAAGGAUGUACGGGUGGGGGAUUUCGUGAGAGUGCUCUCUAACCAGAUCAUCCCAGCUGACAUCCUGCUCCUGCACACGUCCGACCCUAAUGGAGUGUGCCACAUGGAAACAGCCAAUCUGGAUGGAGAGACCAACCUCAAACAGAGGAGGGUGGUGCCAGGCUUUUCGACUCUGGGCAAACCAUUCCAACCUCAAACAUUUUCCAGUACUGUCGUGUGUGAAAACCCCAACAACAACCUCAACGUGUUCAAAGGUUAUGUGGAGAGGCCUGAUAAGAGGAGAACAGGCUUCGGCAUCGAUAGUCUUCUGCUGCGCGGGUGCACAGUGAGAAAUACUGAUGACGCAGCUGGAAUAGUGGUGUACGCAGGCCAGGAGACCAAAUCCAUGUUAAACAACAGCGGGCCCAGGUACAAACGCAGCAAGAUUGAGAGGAAGAUGAAUACGGAUGUUCUCUUCUGUGUGCUUCUUCUAUUUUUCAUGUGUCUCAUCGGAGCCCUGGGCCAUUCUAUCUGGUUGGAAACUUUUAGCACCAUGCCCUCAUACAUCGUCCCUGACAGAAAUGGCAAUUAUACUCCUUCAGUACUAGCGGGAUUUUACAUGUUCUUCACAAUGAUCAUCUUACUGCAGGUGAUGAUUCCUGUGUCCUUGUAUGUGUCCAUUGAGCUGGUGAAGAUGGGGCAGAUCUUCUUCAUCACUCAGGACGUGGAGCUUUACGACGAGGAGCUGGAUAGUCGGGUCCAGUGUCGUGCUCUGAACAUCACAGAGGACUUGGGACAGAUCCAAUAUGUCUUCUCAGACAAGACAGGGACGCUUACAGAAAACAAGAUGGUGUUCAGACGCUGCUCCAUCGUGGGGACUGAAUACUGUCACGAGGAGAACGCUGCUCGCUUGGCGGUUGUCAGUGGAGCAAAUGAAGAGGAGGAAGACACUCUCUACCAACAGACAAAGCUUCCUCCUCUCUUCCCUCUGGAAGGAUUACAGGACAGCCACACAGGAGACAAAAAUCACGCCGACACUCAAGUCACAGCUGCCAAUCGACGCAGAUCAAGAGUGUCAGCGGGAGCCCAAAGUGACAUGGCCUUCAGCACUCCUCUGGAAACAGUGGUGGUUCCAGACAGGAAGCUGAUGCUGGAGGUGGACCGUCAGAUGGCGAGCAUCCUGAGCGGGCCCUACCUGGACUUUUUUCUGGCUUUGGCCAUCUGCAACACAGUUGUGGUUUCCACAGUGACGGCCCAGAGACAGAGGGUCAAAGAGCGCAGUAACUCUGCAUACUCCGGUGGUUCAUUUCAUAUUAUGGGACAGUGGUUCAGAAAGGGUUCCCUGAGGAACGUUUUCAGCUCCAUGAAGUUCUUCAAGAGAGGCAGGGAGACACUCGCGGAUCCUUUCGCCAAAGAUGAAGACGAGCCUGACCUGUUUCACAGCGCCGAUGUCUCAGACUCAACCACAGGGCAGAAGGUCAUCUCAAGUGAAAGUGAGGUUAAACGCAGUCUGUCUAGCACAGAGGAGGUGUGUUAUGAGGCCCACAGCCCAGAUGAGGCCGCUCUGAUACAUGCAGCAAAGGCUUAUGGGUUCACCAUGGUGGAACGCACUCCUUAUUACGUGACCGUCAAGCUGCCUGAUGAUACGCUGCUGAAGUUUGAGGUGUUGGACGUCCUGACCUUUGACUCGACCCGGAGGAGGAUGUCCAUAAUAGUACGACACCCACACACCAAUGAAAUCAUCAUGUAUACUAAAGGAGCUGAUUCAGCCAUCAUGGAAAGACUGGGGAACGUUUUUUCAAAUAUGUCACAAGUGGAUAAUGUUGCGAAGCAAAUUGCUGUAAAAACUCAAAAAGACCUUGAUAUGUACGCCAGGGAUGGAUUACGAACGCUGUGCUUUGCCAAAAAGGUUAUCAGUGAAAAGGAGUUCAAGGCCUGGUUUGCUAUCAGACAGGAGGCAUUGUCAGCCAUUGAUGAGAAAGAAGAGCGUCUUAUGGACACUGCAACCUACAUAGAGAACAACUUCACUCUGCUGGGGGCAACCGGCAUUGAGGACCGUCUCCAAGAAAAUGUCCCAGAAACCAUCCAGGCUCUGAGACGGGCUGGCAUGCAGGUGUGGGUGCUGACAGGGGACAAACCUGAGACGGCUAUCAACAUCGCAUACUCCUGCAAGCUGCUAGACCAAGAAGACCUGGUGUUCACCUUCAGCACAAACAGGAAGUCUUUGUGUAAAAUGAGGUUAGAGGACACACUGGGAGAGGUGCGACGGAGUUCCCUGUCACCCGCAGGAGAAGUCCAGUUCAGGGGCAAUAACUCCGCGUUUACGCUGACGGAGCACAGUAUCGGGCUGGUGAUAGAUGGGCCGACUCUGAGCAUGGCCAUGUCAGACGACCUGGUGGAGCAGUUUGUGGAGCUUUGCAAACACUGUCGUGCGGUGCUUUGCUGUCGAGUGACGCCGCUGCAGAAGAGCAGUGUGGUCAAACUCAUACGGCAGAAACUGAGGGUCAUGACCCUCGCUAUAGGUGACGGCGCCAAUGAUGUGAACAUGAUUCAAGCUGCAGAUGUUGGCAUUGGGGUUUCUGGACAAGAGGGAAUGCAGGCCGUCAUGGCCAGUGAUUUUGCCAUCACUCGCUUUAAACACCUGCAAAGACUGCUGCUGGUUCACGGACACUGGUGCUACUCAAGACUGGCCAAUAUGGUCAUCUAUUUCUUCUACAAGAAUGUGGCGUAUGUGAAUCUGCUGUUCUGGUAUCAGUUCUACUGUGGCUUCUCUGCCACAGCCAUGAUCGACUACUGGCUCAUGAUAUUUUUCAACCUGCUCUUCACCUCGGCUCCUCCCAUCAUGUUUGGGAUAAUGGACAAAGAGGUGUCAGACUCCACUUUACUGAGCCUGCCCGAGCUCUAUAAGAGAGGACAGCACUCAGAGGGCUACAGGCGUUCAACGUUUUGGAUUGCAAUCCUAGAUGCUUUCUAUCAGAGUCUAGUGUGCUUUUUUAUUCCAUACUGGACGUACAACGGUUCAGACAUCGGCAUAUUCUCGUUCGGCACUCCCAUGAACACGGUCUCUCUGUUCACCAUCAUCCUGCAUCUGGCCAUUGAGAUCAAGAGCUGGACGGCGGUGCACUGGGUGAUCAUGAUCGGCAGUGUGCUGGUGUACUUCAUCGUGACUCUGGCCUACAGCGCCAUCUGUACCAGCUGCAACCCUCCCUCCAACCCCUACUGGAUCAUGCACAAACAAAUGGCCGAUCCAAUGUUUUACCUCGUCUGCAUUUUAACAACUGUUGUUGCUUUACUGCCAAGGUACACCUUGCAUGUCCUAAAGGGAACUCUGGCACCCUCCCCUCACCUCCGCGCACGGCAGCUCGAGCGGCUCCCCCCCUCCCAUCGGGGGCCGCGGAUCAGAGAGUGGCGUGGUCUCCGAGACAUGUGCAUUUCUCCUUCUCUCAGAUCCCAGGAAAACAGCUCUUCUCCCUGCCCCAGUGCAUAAAGUACACACGCCACAGUCCGGCACGCCAC